AUGACAUCCGCCUCCGAAGAAAGAGAUCUUGCGCCAGCUCUAGGAGGGCAGGUGGCAGACCGGUGUCGGCGUCCGCUUUCCGUGGUUGGCUUCCUUGGCAUCUCCGACUAUGGGCUGGGACAGCUGGAAGUGUUGGCGUCGCGGUACGAGGUGGCUUUCGCUACGGCAAAGAAGCAUGCUGCCGCCCAUGCCACCGGCUUGGACCAGAAGCUGGAAAGCUUCUGCUUGUCCAAGGGCAUCCCGUACCUGGGUAGCGUGGAUGCGAACUCGACGAGUAUGGUGGAUCGGGCGAGCCGCACCGACCUGGUUGUCAUCGGCGGCUACGAUGGCAUUCUCAAGAAGCCUUUCCUAUCAGCUCCGAAGCAUGGUGUGAUCAACACCCAUCUCGGUCUGCUGCCUCAGAACCGUGGGUGCUGCCCAACUCUUUGGGCCCAGCUGCAUGGUCGCCCUCAGGGCUUCACUACCUACCUGGUCGGUGAGGCCAUCGACCACGGCCCCAUCCUCGACAUGUUCGAGGCUCCCGGGCUUGGUGGCCUGGUGCAGAACAAUCGCCAGGUUUACGAUGAGCUGGCGCAAGCAGCUGUACAACGAUUUCCCGCCGCAUUGGAGCGCUUCUCUGCAGGCGAAGAACUGGCACGGUGCCAAGGCGUUGACAUCUACCACAAGAAGGGCAUGCCGAAUGAUGGCUGGCUUUCAUUUUACUGGAGUGAUGACUUCUUGAUUCGGUUCUCCUUGGCAAUGGACUUUGCUCCAUACCUGCCCGGGCGGACACGUGUCGAGGAGGGCGGCGAAGCGAUAGCCCUGGCAGUGGAAGCAGCUUCUCCAGCGCUCGAGGAGCCUGGCGAGGGUCGGGGCUGA
Symbiodinium sp. CCMP2456 is the source of this 858-nucleotide messenger RNA. Lineage: Eukaryota; Dinophyceae; Suessiales; Symbiodiniaceae. The record is from the annotation of a GenBank genome assembly.